CUGGCCGGCAGGAAGUAGGGCGGUGGCUAGACGCAUGCGCAGACUCAGUCCCCGCCGCGGCAGGGAGCUGAGGAUUCUGGGUUUUCUGACAGAAGCCCCGCCCCCUAUCUCCUGCCUGGCGCUGGUCGAGCUGCGGUCGCUUCCGACCGAGCCGCGUUCUCCUUCCGGGUCAGCCGCUACCGCUGUUUUAAGUGCCGCCGCUGUGGCCGGGGAAUUGGGCCUGUGUCUCGGCCGCCGUCCGAGGGGAGCGGGCUCCUCUCGGCGCCGUCUUUUGCGACCUGGCCGUCCGCCCCACGUCGCCGGCCUGGAGGGGCGAAGAAGACGAGGAGGCCAAGGCUUCCUCUGGGGGUGGGAAAGAUGGUGUCCUUGGCAUUGCCGUGGGUACCACCCAGGUUCAAGCCUGACCCUCUCCACACUGAGGGAAGCUUCGGCACUGUGGGUCUUUGUCUCUUUGAGCGAUAGACUUGGUCAGGUGGUAAAGCAGCUGAAAGACGACAUGGUUUAUAGUAAUUUGGGGAGUGGGGGUGUAGCAGGAAGCACUGUUUCUUUCUCUUAAGUAAAUCUGGAAGCUGGAAGUAGUUCACCUGGUAGAGCGCAUGCCAUUCGAGAGGAUCUGGGUUUGAACCCUGGCACCACAGUGGAGCACCAUGAACCGUAGGACAUUGGCUCUCUAGAUUAUCAAGAGUUGGCAGUUGACAUUGAGUCCAAGCUGAGGAUGGAAGGCGUGGAACUUAAAGAAGAGUGGCAAGAUGAAGAUUUUCCAAUACCUUUACCAGAAGAUGAUAGUAUUGAAGCAGACAUAUUACCUGUAACUGGACCUGAGAACCAACCUGCCACACUAGAAGUUAAUGGAAAUAAAGUAAGAAAGAAACUGAUGGCUCCUGACAUUAGCCUGACCCUGGACCCCAGUGAUAUCUCUGUGUUGUCAGAUGAGUUGGAUGAAAGUGGGGAGAUUGACUUAGAUGACUUGGACACACCAUCAGAGAACAGUAAUGAAUUUGAAUGGGAAGAUGAUCUGCCAAAGCCCAAAACUACUGAAGUUAUAAGGAAAGGUUCGAUGACUGAGUGCACAGCCUCGGAGGAGGAAGAAGGACGACGCUGGCGCAUGUUCCGCAUUGGGGAGCAGGACCACAGGGUUGACAUGAAGGCCAUCGAGCCCUAUAAGAGAGUCAUUAGCCAUGGAGGAUACUAUGGGGAUGGAUUAAAUGCCAUUGUUGUGUUUGCUGUCUGUUUUAUGCCUGAAAGUGGUCAGCCUAACUAUAGAUACUUGAUGGACAAUCUCUUUAAGUAUGUUAUCGGCACUUUGGAGCUCUUAGUAGCAGAAAAUUACAUGAUAGUUUAUCUAAAUGGUGCGACAACUCGAAGAAAAAUGCCCAGUCUGGGAUGGCUCAGGAAAUGCUAUCAGCAAAUCGAUAGAAGGUUACGAAAAAACCUAAAAUCUCUCAUCAUUGUACAUCCCUCCUGGUUUAUCAGAACUCUCCUGGCUGUUACAAGACCAUUCAUUAGCUCAAAAUUCAGCCAAAAAAUUAGAUACGUCUUUAAUUUGGCAGAACUAGCAGAACUUGUACCCAUGGAAUACGUUGGCAUACCAGAAUGCAUAAAACAGUAUGAAGAAGAAAAGUUAAAAAAGAAACAAAAAAGAGUUGAUCAAGAGCUUAAUGGGAAACAAGAUGAACCGAAAAGUGAACAGUAAGUUUGACAUCUCGUCCAACCAAGACUGAAGAAUGUGGUGAUGAAGCAAUAAAUACUUCCUUCUCUGCAUUCAUGAUGCAUUUGUUGACCCUGACGUUUAUGUAAAUUGUUACAGAAUUGACUUUUUCAUAAUGGACUUUUGUAUAAAGGACUGUUCACUGCUGUAUUUGUUUAAAAACCUCCUAAAGUUAGCUUUUUACUAGCUAAGUCUAUUGUAAUCAUUUUAUAUAUUUUAUACUGCUAAAUAGCAGAGAACCACACUUUAUAUAAAGAUGUUUUUGCAUUUGUUUAUUGAAUGAUGCAUCUUCUUUAGUAAAAUAUUUAUAUGCCUAAAUGGUAAAGGAAAGAGAUAAUAUAUAUUUUUAUGUCUUUUGAGCAAUAUUUUUAAUGUAUACCUGUCUUGGGGAAGAGUGUACAGGUAAAGAUCAUGAUUUUGUACUGUGCAUGUUAAAAUUGUUUUUGUAAAUGGUUAAAAUACAUUUCCUGGGUAACUUAAAAAAUAAAUAAUAAUGUUGCUUAUAAGGUGAGAGACAGUUAAACUGGUUCUCAUAAAUUCCCAAAGGUCACUAUAUAAUCUAAAUAGUUUAGUAAUAAUCAUAAGCUUUUUCCCUCUCUCCAUAUAUAGUGUUUCUUAACACAAAUACAAGUGCACUGCACACUUUUUCCUUAUUAAACUUUAAGACCAGUCAGAAAGCCAUCUGUAAAACUAGAGGACUUAAAAGAAUUAGGGGCUUGUACAUAUGUAUAUAUGGGACGUUUCGUCUUCUGGCCAAAAGUCAGAACAUUCUGAAACUUGCAAGGUUUUGUUCCUUAAUGUGAAGUCAGUUGUGUGUCCAGGGUAUCACUCGCCAGGGUGCGUGAGUGUAGUGUAGUAUUCUAAGAAUGUGAUGAGUUAUUCACAUCACCACUUUCUUUUCUGAAGAAAACAGGCUGCUUUCUUAUUAUUAUUUUUUAAUAUAUACCUGCUCUCAGCAUGGGCACUUUACCAAAAUACUUCCACAGCAAUUGCCUGAAGUUGGAUGGCCUAGUCAGAUAGAGUGUUGAUUGUGGUGAUAGUACUGUACAUUAAGCUGCUUCUGUACAUCUGGGAGCAUCACUGUAUUGCUGGUUACGCAUUUGACGUUGGCGUAGACUUGUUUACUGUGUUAAGUACUUGAUAUUAAAAUAUAUUGUCCUAAUGUUACCAAACAGAACUAAUGACCAACACAACCACACAAAGACAACAGAUUGGUCUUAUAUUGUCUCAUACCUUUGGCAGACUUGUUACCAUCCUAAUCUAAAAGUUAAUACCAUGCCCCAGGCCUUCCUACAAGGUAAUGGGAAAAAGUGGCCUAGAGUAGAAAAAUUAAAGUCACUAUAGAAUUCUCUUUCACUUUUUGUCCUCUCAGUCAUGAACUUGGCAUACUAAUCUGAGUCCAGGUGUGGGCCAUGCUGGAAGGUUGGGUAAGAGAUUCCUUUGUUAGUCUCCUGACUAGGAUCUAGGAUUUGUAGGCAGAUCUUGAACAGAUGUCAUGACAGUAAAUUAAGUCAAAGCCAUUACCAUUCAGUCAAAUCUUAGAAAUAUUCUGUGUCAUAAAAACAAAACUAGCAGUUGUGCGUAACUGAAUUCACCACAUGGAGAUUAUAUGAAUAAAGCAUCUUAAUAAAUUUGA
Molecule: messenger RNA, 3344 nt
Organism: Erinaceus europaeus (western European hedgehog)
Lineage: Eukaryota; Metazoa; Chordata; Mammalia; Eulipotyphla; Erinaceidae
Gene: BNIP2
Product: BCL2 interacting protein 2
Exons: 12
Coding region: 716-1693 (325 amino acids)
Biological process (GO): apoptotic process
Cellular component (GO): cytoplasm
Source: RefSeq, a predicted model, not a curated record